GCGAGAGAAGACGAGAAGAAAGCCAAGAAGGAGAAGGAACAACAGCGGCGCGACUCGCUGGAAUCAACAGGGUCGCAGUUAUGUCUCGAGGCUGAGCAGCGGGUGGCCAAGCGCCAACGAACAUCCAGCAGUGUCACAAAAAAAGAAGAGGCCGACGCCGGCCUCUUGGAACUCCUCGACUUUGAAAAGCAAAGACACUCUGACGACCAUGCUUAUAGGAUGGAGCGUCUUGAGUUUGACAAGGAAGAACAACGAAUUCGAUUGGCGCAAAUGUCCGAGAGCGCUAAGCGCAAUGAGCAACUCGAACGAUUGUUGAUUGAAAUGGGAAAGUUGAUCCAAGUAGUUGCUGAAAAGGCCAAGUAA
This is a messenger RNA of Aphanomyces invadans, 363 nucleotides long. RefSeq lists its product as hypothetical. The record is from RefSeq and is a predicted model, not a curated record. The transcript has a single exon. Lineage: Eukaryota; Oomycota; Saprolegniomycetes; Saprolegniales; Verrucalvaceae. The annotation marks the transcript as partial.